AUGUGCUCGCGACCCUCGUGUCGAGCCCUCGAGCGCACCUUUACCAUUUCGCCCGACAGCGCGCCGCUCGGCCGCCGCCUGCGCGUCGUGCGGUUCGGCGCCCUCGGCGGCGAGCGCACCAUGGACAUCAUGAAGGCGGCGUAUGACGGCGGCCGGCACGUCGCCAUGGACGACGUUGCGUACGAGGAGGUUGAGGCCCUCACGGUCACAGUCCGGGAGGAGGACGCGCGGUGGCGCAAGGUCUGUGUCGAUGGCACCAUUGUCGAGGUGCCCGUGGGUGGCAGUUUUGAGAUCCGGACCGUCGAGGGGGCACUGUUUGAUGUUGUCGUCGAUCCCUUGAUCGCGGGUUCUCCUUGA
Molecule: messenger RNA, 357 nt
Organism: Verticillium alfalfae VaMs.102
Lineage: Eukaryota; Fungi; Ascomycota; Sordariomycetes; Glomerellales; Plectosphaerellaceae
Exons: 1
Coding region: 1-357 (118 amino acids)
Source: RefSeq, a predicted model, not a curated record